This is a messenger RNA of Myxocyprinus asiaticus (Chinese sucker), 1244 nucleotides long. RefSeq names its product regulator of G-protein signaling 7-binding protein B. The coding region runs from base 12 to 767 and encodes 251 amino acids. The transcript is spliced from 6 exons. Gene Ontology annotation, cellular component: neuron projection; postsynapse; nucleus. The record is from RefSeq and is a predicted model, not a curated record. Lineage: Eukaryota; Metazoa; Chordata; Actinopteri; Cypriniformes; Catostomidae. Gene Ontology annotation, biological process: G protein-coupled receptor signaling pathway.
AAUGCGUAUGCAUGUGUUCUGCACCGAACGGGCGAAAGAACCGCCCCAGAUCCGCAGCCAACAUUUUUCAAAUCGGUAAGUCCUCGCUGCGGGAUCCGGAUCGCCGGGAGAGCACCGAGAGCGUCAGGAGAGCUCAGCGGGCGAUGGAUGACUGUAGAACGACUGUCCAGGAGUUCAACACUCUUGUGGCCCUCCAUCGUGAGCAGGUCAUCUCCAUAGGUGAGAACACAACUGACUGUCCUUCUCUGAGGGCACAUAUGCACAAGACUCGCAUCAAAGGAUGCGCCGUGGCCCAGGCCGCCUAUCAGAACCUCAUCGCAAUCUCUGGGCCAGAAGAUGGUGAAAUCCACCCUGAAAUAUGCAGGUUGUUCAUCCAGCUUCAGUGCUGCCUGGAGAUGUACAUAACAGAGAUGCUCAAGUCUCUGUGUCUGUUGGGUGUACUGCAGCUUCAUAGGAAAGGAAAUGACCUGUGUCCUGAGCCAAACAUGGACUGCAGGGUAGACGAAAGCUCUGAUGUGCCGAUGCUGGAAGAUCGAUCAUCGUCACCUGUGGAUUUCCCACAGGAGUCCUGGUUUGUGUGCACUGACAUUGAGAACAUAGAGAGUGAUAUGCGAGAAAUGAGAAACCUUCUAAGCAAACUCAGAGAGAAAAUGCCUUUGCCACUGAAAAAUCAAGAUGACAGCAGCCUGCUAAAUCUCACUCCUUACCCGCUUGUGAGGCAGAGGAAGAGGCGAUUCUCUGGGCUUUGUUGCCUUGUGUCUGGCUAAACCUUCAAUACUGUCAAGUCUUCUUUUCUGAUCAUUGAUCAGUUAGCGCUUCACUUGUCUUCUUUGUGUCUCUGGGAAUGUUUCUAAUGUAACUUGCCCCUGGAAAGUCUCAAAGGCCAGAAUAGUUAGAGGACAGAAUCCUCUAACUACAGUGGAUUGAGUUCCAUAGUAAAAUCAAGUAGUCCAUGUUUAGGUGAGAGGUCAUUUUGUUGUUAAACCAUAUGAUUGUAUAUCAAAAGCAACUGAAUGAAAUAUUUAUAUCCACAGAUAAUAACAUCUAUCUCUGAUUUUCUUUUCUUUUCUUAUCUUUUUUUUUUUAUACCAUAGUCAUAAAUCAGGAUGGUUUGUUGUCAGUGAGAGGGCAUAUUAAGUUAAAUAAUUGUUGUUUUUCAUGUACUAGACUUAGGUAGGUCUUAAUUACUUUGUAAAAAAUAUAUAAAUUUAGUCACUGUGCAAUGCUUUUUAUUUAGUCUUCCA